AUGACCAACCACGAUGAAGAGAACACCCGACCGGACGAGCAGCCCGACAUUCUGAGGCGUCCAUCCUUGCUCUCGUCGCGUACCAUGUCCGACUCGGGUCGCCGCGCCUCUCACCAACACGUGCGAUUUUCCACCGAUCUCGAGAGGCCGAACGAUGACCGCGCCAGCAAUGUCAAUCCCAAUCCCAAUCCCACUGCCAGUGCGACCACCGCUGGCAAUGCCAAUGCCACUGACAAUGUCGACAACGACCGUCGUCCUGGCUCACGAGGCCUCACUAUCGACACCAGACUUGCGCCGCCAACCGUCCAAUCGCCCGCUCGCUCGCCGACCUCCCCCCCUUUCCCCGAGUGCCAUCUCCCCGAAUGCCAACCCUCUCGCCGCUGCGACCCUCUCCCCAACUUCGCCACAGGGUACAGAAUCCUCGAGCGGUCGCUCUCGAUCGCGCAACCGUGGCUACUCGCUGCGUCGAGCCCCGAUCAAGAUGCCUCCCCCGGCAUCAGCCCGCGGGCAUCAGUUGAAAUUACGGAAGUUCCUGUGCCUGGCGCACCUCACCCGAUCGACGAGAAGAAUGAGUUGCAGGUGCUCCCUACAGCCACGAUUGAAGCGCCCACCAAGGAAGAAGUCGCCACCUCCGUAUGGUCUGAUCCCUCGGAAGGCCCACUGAAGGAAUACAUGUCUGUGGCUCAGGGCGAGUGGAAGAAGAAGAAGGCCGCUGGAGCGGUUAUCAUGACUCGCGUCGAGGCAUUCAUGACCACUUUACAAAAGUUCAUCUUGCGCAUCAAGGAUAUUCCCCCAACCAAGGACGGCCGCCACAUCGAUCUCAACCCAUCAUUAGUUGAUACCUUGGUCGAUGAGCGCACCGGAAAACCGUACAUCGCCAAUUGGAUUCGCUCGAGCCGCUACAGUUUCUGGAGUUUCUUCCCUCGACAGUUCUUUGCGCAGUUCACAAAGUUGGCCAAUUUCUAUUUCUUGGUUGUCGCCAUUUUGCAGAUGAUUCCGGGACUGAGUACGACGGGAACGUACACUACCAUUGUUCCACUUUUGAUCUUUGUUGGUAUCUCAAUGGGAAAAGAAGGAUUUGAUGACUGGCGCCGGUAUCGUCUCGACAAGGAGGAGAAUAAUCGAUACGCUUGGGUUCUUCGACCUGGUCAGCUGCCUGUCACGGAUGGUGCGUCCAUGGCCAGUGGUGCUCACGACUGGGUCGAGAUCAAGUGGCAGGAGAUCCGUGUUGGUGAUGUGAUCAAGCUCCAUCGUGACCAGCCUGUUCCUGCGGAUUUCGCCCUGCUGCAUGCUAAUGGCCCUAACGGGGUCGCCUACAUCGAGACCAUGGCCUUGGACGGCGAGACAAAUCUUAAGAAUAAGCAACCAUGCCAGCCUGUCGCCAAGGUCUGCGCCACCGUUGACGAUAUCGUCAGCAAUGCGUUACAUUUUGUCGUCGAGGACCCGAAUAUCGACCUGUACAAAUUCGACGGCCAUGUCACAGUCAAUGCCCAGCAGAAGCUGCCUCUUACCAACAAUGAAAUUGUCUACCGUGGUAGCAUUAUGCGGAAUACUGAUUGCGCAUACGGUAUGAUUAUCUAUACCGGCGAGGAGUGCAAGAUUCGCAUGAAUGCGAACAAGAACCCGCGCAUUAAGAAGCCUGCUCUGCAAGGCAAGGUCAACCGCGUGGUCGUGCUCAUUGUACUGUUGGUUCUGAUUUUGGCUGCUGCAUGCACUAUUGCCUACACCUUUUGGUCUGAUGAUGUGGAGAAGCAUUCCUGGUACCUCAGCGAUGCUAGUGUGGAAAUUGGUCCAAUCUUCACAUCAUUCCUGAUCAUGUUCAAUACCAUGAUCCCUAUCUCGCUCUACGUCAGUAUGGAGAUCGUGAAGGUCGUCCAAAUGUUUCUUUUAAAUGACAUUGACAUGUACGACCCGGAAACCAAUACACCCCUCGAAGCCCGCACUUCGACUAUCAACGAGGAGCUCGGCCAAAUGAGCUACAUUUUCUCUGACAAGACUGGUACACUGACGAACAACUCCAUGCGCUUUCGCAAGAUGAGCGUUGCGGGUACCGCCUGGUUGCACGAUCUUGACCUGCAAGAGGAGGCUGCUCGCGAAGGCGACCAGCACAAGCUCAUCCAUAAGAAGCGGAAUCUGAAAGGCAAGAAGGCUGCAAACCGCAAGUCCAACGUUUCAGACGCUCGCGUAGCUCCUCGUCCUUCUAAUAUCUCCGCCGGCCUGGAUGCCCCGCGGCCCCAUGGCCGCGCUGCCAAUUAUCGCACAGCUGAAAUGCUCGAGUACAUCCAGCGCAAGCCGUACACCGUCUUUGCUCGCAAGGCCAAGCUCUUGCUCCUGUCCAUCGCCCUCUGCCACACUUGUAUCCCCGAAGAAGAUGAGAACGGCUCCGUCACCUUCCAAGCCGCCUCUCCCGAUGAAAUGGCCCUGGUCUUGGCCGCACAGGAACUCGGCUACCUCGUUGUAGAUCGCCAGUCCAAUUCGCUUACCAUCCGCAAUCACCCCAAUGGUCCCAACGAACCCUCUGUGGACGAAACAUACGAGGUUAUGGAUGUGAUUGAAUUCUCCAGUGCACGCAAGCGCAUGUCGGUUGUUGUUCGCAUGCCUGACCAGCGCAUCUGCGUUUUCUGCAAGGGUGCCGAUACCACACUCAUGCGACUGCUCAAGAAGGCCGAUCUGGCGCAGGAGAAGGCGACUGAGAUCGAAAAUCGCGUCAGCAAGCGCAAGGCUGCCGAGGCGAACCAGAUCAUCCGCCGUAAUAGCGAGUACCAGAGUCGCAAGGAUAGCGGUGUCCGGAACAGUUUUGCGAGUCGGCCUAGCUUUGCUCGUCGCCGGUCUUCGGUCUCGGGUAAUCAUACCUCUACCCUGCGUCAAAGUAUCGAUGUUUGGCUUCGUGAUCGUGAGACGGAGGGUGGUAUUCUCAACCGUGACGAUGCUGAGUAUUACAGUCCUCGUCCUUCGGCGCAGAUGGGUAGAUUCUCGACUGCGAUUUCGGACUCUGGAAGCGAGACCAAUGGAGAAGAAGAUGAGGAUUUGGUCGAGGAGGCUCUUGUUGUGAAUGAGGCUGCCAUCUUUGAGAGAUGCUUCCAGCACUUGAAUGACUUUGCGACGGAGGGGCUGCGUACCCUGCUCUAUGGCCACCGAUUCCUCGACGAGUCGAGCUACCAAAACUGGAAGACCGCCUAUCAUGAGGCGAGCACCAGCAUUGUUGAUCGUCAGCAGAAGAUUGAGGAGGUUGGUGAGCAGAUUGAACAGGGGCUUGAGCUGACUGGCGCCACUGCUAUCGAAGACAAAUUGCAGAAAGGCGUCCCCGAAGCGAUCGAUAAGCUGCGUCGUGCUAAUAUCAAGAUGUGGAUGUUGACCGGUGACAAGCGGGAGACUGCCAUCAAUGUCGGCCACUCUUGUCGCUUGGUCAAAGACUACUCGACUUUGACUAUCCUCGACGAGGAGAAUGGCGAUGUCGACCAAACUAUCACCCGCCUUACUCAAGAUCUCAAUCGCGGCAAGGUCGCUCAUUCUGUCGUUGUUGUCGAUGGACAGACGCUGUCGACUAUUGAGGCUGACGAAACUAUGCGUGAGCGUUUCUUCGAUCUUGCCAUCAAGGUCGACUCGGUGAUUUGCUGUCGCGCCAGCCCGAAGCAGAAGGCGUUCCUGGUCAAGUCGAUUCGCCUGCAAGUCAAGGAUUCCAUCACUCUUGCGAUCGGCGAUGGUGCCAAUGAUAUCGCUAUGAUCCAAGAGGCGCACGUCGGUAUCGGCAUCACUGGCAAGGAAGGUCUCCAGGCUGCGCGUAUCUCGGACUACUCCAUCGCGCAGUUCCGCUUCCUCCUGAAACUGCUUCUCGUUCAUGGCCGCUGGAACUACAUGCGUGCCUGCAAGUAUACGCUCGGCACCUUUUGGAAGGAAAUGCUCUUCUACCUGACGCAAGCCCUGUACCAGCGAUGGAACGGAUACACUGGAACCAGUCUUUACGAGUCGUGGAGUCUGAGUAUGUUCAAUACUCUCUUCACCUCUCUCUGUGUCAUUUUCCUGGGAAUCUUUACCAAAGACCUCGCGGCCUCGACCCUCCUCGCUGUUCCAGAGCUCUACACCAAGGGCCAGCAAAAUGGCGGCUUUAACAUCCGCCUCUGGCUAGGCUGGACGUUUAUGGCUACCUGCGAAGCAAUGAUCAUCUUCUUCUGCAUGUAUGGACUCUUCGGCAUGAUCCACAUCAACCCCAGCGACAUCGACACCUUCGCCCUGGGUCUGCUCACCUUCUCUGCUUGCGUCGUUGUCAUCAACUUCAAGCUCCAACUCCUCGAAGUCCAUAACAAGACCUACUUAUCCAUAAUCAUAAUCGUUAUUUCCGUCGGUGGCUGGUUCCUGUGGAAUCUCAUCCUGUCGGAACGCUACAAACUCGAAUCUGGAAAGGGCGUCUACGAUGUACCCGAUAACUUCAUCCACCACGUCGGACACAACCUCCUCUUCUGGACCGUCCUCCUGAUCACCGUCGCCUCAGUCCUACUCUUCGAGUUAACCGUCUCCACCCUCCGCGCCUUCUUCUUCCCCACAGACGUCGACAUCUUCCAGGAAUACGAACAAGACCUCGACAUCCGGAAACGCUUCGAAGAAGCCGCCGCCUCAGAACUCCAGCAAGGCUGGGAUCGCGGAACAAAACGAUCCUCCUUCGAAAUCGCCCGCGAGAACGAAGAAAUGGACGCGAGAGAACGACAUGUUCAAGAACUACUCUCUCGUCCCCGCGUGAUGACCGGCCCCUCUUCCUCGCCUGUACAAAAACCCGCUGCGCGGGAAAUCGAGGUUGAGGGCGAAGGGGGUAGUUACUCCGAUUUGUCCGAGUCUGGUGUUGACGGUGAGCGGGAACUUGAUGCUGAUCUUGAGCGCGCUCGUCAGGUUGCUGGGCAGGUUGUACAGGCUGUUCCUGCGCCACCGCCUGCUGUCACUACGAGUAGUGGCAAUCCCGCUGUACCGUCCGCGCCGACGCCGGACACGGAGACGGAGACGGAGGGUUCCUGUGCGCCUCGACGCUCUGUUGAGAUUCAAGAGCUCUUUAGUCAGGGCUUUGGAACUAUUCGGAAGGGUCAGUUGAAGUGA
This is a messenger RNA of Penicillium waksmanii, 5082 nucleotides long. Its product is annotated as aminophospholipid-translocating P4-type ATPase DNF3. Gene Ontology annotation, cellular component: plasma membrane. Gene Ontology annotation, molecular function: magnesium ion binding; ATP hydrolysis activity; ATP binding. NCBI's taxonomy places the organism in Eukaryota, Fungi, Ascomycota, Eurotiomycetes, Eurotiales, Aspergillaceae. Bases 1 to 5082 code for a protein of 1693 amino acids. The record is from RefSeq and is a predicted model, not a curated record. The transcript has 2 exons. Gene Ontology annotation, biological process: post-Golgi vesicle-mediated transport; endocytic recycling; phospholipid translocation.